AAAGCCUGCUCUUAAUUUUCUUCAUUUCUGAUCAUUUCCAGGUAGGACUAGAGUAGAGUAGUACCCAGGUUAUAUUUUUGUGGAGAUCCCUCCCUCGUUGCCGCCCAUUGGCACCACAACUCUCUCUCUGAAGUGUAGGCUACCCUCCACAACAGUAACUAGAGCGCGUCAUGCGUCUGCUCAGCACUUUACACCGACUGACAGAAGACUAAUCCAAGCAUCAGCGAGCGACGUGACACGGACCUCAAUAUGCAAUAUUGGGACCAAAAAAUAUUCAAGAAAUUGUGAUUAUCUGGAGCUACUGUAGAUAAAACCUGGAGUGAAUAAGAUUUCUAUUGAAGAAGCUAACCAAGGGUUGCCGUUUUGAAAACAGUGAUAUUUUCAUUCGUGGAGAUGGAAUUAGUCUGAGUUUUUGAGUGCAGUAUUUGUAAGCAGACGGAGAGCGGAGAAGAGUGAUUUCAAGCAACAUUAGAGCUGGAAUGUCCUGAGUCAGUCCCCCGGUCCAGAGAAGAACUCCCAGCAUCAGCCAGUGCUGAUGGGACCUGCUUCUCCACGAUGAGUCUUCAAGAUGGCGGCUGCGGCUAUGCUAGCGCCAAUUUGCCGGCUAACGCGGCCAGCGGCAGCAUGCGGCGGCGCCUGGAGGACCAGGAGUUCACCCUGCGCGUCUACCCGGGCGCCCUGGCCGAGGGCACCAUCUACUGCCCCGUGGGCGCCCGCAAGAGCACCACUGCUGCCGAGGCCAUCGAGCGCCUACUGGAGCGUCUGAGCCUGGACCGUACCAAAUGCUACGUGCUAGCCGAGGUGAAGGAGUUCGGCGGGGAGGAGUGGAUCCUCAACCCCAGUGACUGCCCCGUCCAGCGGAUGAUGCUGUGGCCCCGCAACGCCCUGGAGAACCGCUGUGGCCUGGGCAGUGGCGAGGACUACCGCUUCCUGCUCCGAGAGAAGAACCUGGACGGCUCCAUCCAUUAUGGAGGGAGUCUCCAGAUGUGGCUGCGCGUGACCGAGGAGCGCCGCCACAUGGUGGAACGGGGUUUUCUGCCCCAGCCCGCAGGGGGUGAGCACCCGGCUGACCUGUGCGCUCUCCCUGAGCUGACGGAGCGCGCCCUGCUGGAGAGCCUCCGCUCACGCUUCCGUCAGGAGAAGAUCUACACCUACGUCGGCUCCAUCCUCAUCGUCAUUAACCCCUUCCAGUUCCUACCCAUCUAUAACCCCAAGUACGUCAAGAUGUACGACAACCACGCUCUGGGAGACCUGGAGCCCCACAUCUACGCCGUGGCGGACGUGGCCUACCACGCCAUGCUGCAGCGGCGGAGGAACCAGUGCAUCGUCAUCUCUGGCGAGAGCGGCUCGGGAAAGACCCAGAGCACCAACUUCCUGAUUCAUCACCUGACCGCCCUGAGCCAGAAGGGAUUCGCCAGUGGGGUGGAGCAGAUCAUCCUGGGGGCGGGGCCUGUGUUAGAGGCAUUCGGGAACGCCAAGACGGCUCACAACGACAACUCCAGCCGUUUUGGGAAGUUUAUCCAGGUCAACUACCAGGAGAGUGGCACCGUCCGAGGAGCGUAUGUGGAGAAGUACCUACUGGAGAAGUCACGCCUGGUCUACCAGGAGCACAAUGAAAGGAACUACCAUGUGUUCUACUACCUUUUGGCUGGAGCCACUGAGGAAGAGAGGAAGGCCUUCCACCUGCUCAAACCAGAGGAGUACCACUACCUCAACCAGAUUACAAAGAAAUCCCACAGACUCCACUGGGAAAUUGACAAUGAGAGCGAGCUGCAGGACUGCUUAACAGUGGAAGGGGAGGACCUGAAGCACGACUUUGAGAGACUGCAGCUGGCCAUGGACAUGGUGGGGUUCCUGCCUGCCACACGCAAACAGAUCUUCUCUCUGCUGUCUGCUAUCCUCUACCUGGGCAACAUCCUCUACAAGAAGAAGACCUACAGAGACGACUCCAUAGACAUCUGUAACCCAGAUGUGCUGCCUACCAUCUCAGAGCUGCUCCAGGUGAAGGAGGAGAUGCUGUUCGAGGCUCUGACCACCAGGAAGACGGUGACGGUGGGAGAGAGGCUGAUCGUUCCGUACAAACUGGCCGAGGCUGGUACCGUUCGGGACUCCAUGGCCAAAUCCCUGUACAGCGCCCUGUUUGACUGGAUCGUGUUCAGGACCAACCAUGCUCUGCUCAACAACAAGGACCUGGAGCACAGUGCCAAGAUUCUUUCAAUUGGAGUGCUGGACAUCUUUGGUUUUGAAGACUACGAGAACAACAGCUUUGAGCAGUUCUGUAUCAACUUGGCCAACGAGAGGCUCCAUCACUACUUCAACCAGCACCUCUUCAAGCUAGAACAGGAGGAGUACAGGGCCGAGAGCAUCAGCUGGCACCACAUCGACUACAUCGACAACACCGGCUGCAUCAACCUUAUCAGCAAGAAGCCCACCGCGCUGCUCCACCUGCUGGACGAAGAGUGCAAUUUCCCCCAGGCCUCUAACCAGACCCUGCUGGACAAGUUCAAACGGCAGCAUGAGGGGAACAGCUACAUCGAGUUCCCCGCUGUAAUGGAGCCCGCCUUCAUUAUCUGCCACUACGCCGGCAAAGUCAAGUACGGCAUCAAGGACUUCAGGGAGAAGAACACUGAUCACAUGCGUCCGGACAUCGUGGCCCUGUUGAAGAGCAGUAAGAACGCCUUCAUCUGUGGCCUGAUGGGCAUCGACCCGGUGGCCACCUUCCGCUGGGCCGUCCUCAGAACCUACUUCAGAGCCAUGGUAGCCUUCAGGGAGGCUGGGAAGAGACACGCCGACAAGAAGACUGUGAAUGAUGCUGCUGUACCGUGUGUUGUCAAGAGCGUGGACAGCUUCAGCUUCCUCCAUCACCCUGUGCACCAGAGGAGCCUAGAGAUCCUGCAGAGAUGCAAAGAUGAGAAAUACAAUAUCACUCGAAAGAAUCCCCGGACCCCCUUGUCAGACCUCCAGGGCAGCAACACACUGAAGGAAAAGCCCACCAGGGAUGGUUAUGGUGUGGGCUGUAACGGGCGUCGCUCCAGACAGGGUGGUCUGUCCUCCUCUGGCUCAGAGUUUGAUGACGGCAUCUUCUUCAACUCUACUAGCAGCAAGCUGCUGGAGAGGGCACAGAGCAUCCUCAUGCGGAACAAAAACUACAAGUCCAAGCCCAGCUUACCGAAGCACCUGUUGGACGUGAAGUCUCUGAGGUACCUGAGCAGCGUGACCCUCCACGACCGCAUCACUAAGUCCCUCCUCCUCCUGCACAAGAAGAAGAAAACCCCCAGCAUCAGCGCCCAGUUCCAAGCCUCUCUCAACAAGCUGAUGGAGACCCUGGGUCAGUCAGAGCCCUACUUUGUCAAGUGUGUCCGCUCCAAUGCAGAGAAGCUCCCCCUGCGUUUCAACGAUGCCCUUGUGCUCAGGCAGCUGAGGUACACAGGCAUGCUGGAGACCGUCCGCAUCCGCCAAUCAGGAUACGCCAUCAAAUACACCUUCCAAGACUUUGUGCGUCACUUUCGUGUGCUCUUACCAGACAUUACUAGACCAACCAAGUCUGGCAUCAGAGAGUUCUUCCGUCAAGUUCAUCUAGCACCCGCUGGGUAUCAAGUGGGCAACACAAUGGUGUUCCUGCGGGAUGCGGAGCGUCAGCGGCUGCAGGCCCUGCUCCACAAGGAGGUGUUAGGGCGCAUCGUCACGCUGCAGCGCCGCUUCCGAGCCCGGCUGGAAAGGAAACACUUCAUCAACAUGAGACAGGCCGCUGAUGUCAUCCAGCGGUGGUGGAGGGGCUGCCUGCUCAGACAGUCGGAGGCUGCAGUGGACCCAGCCGUCCAGGAGGAGGAAGCAGUGGACCCAGCCGUCCAGGAUGAGGCAGCAGUGGACCCAGCCGUCCAGGAGGAGGAAGCAGUGGGCCCAACCGUCCAGGAGGAGGCAGCAGUGGACCCAGCCGUCCAGGAGGAGGCAGCAGUGGACCCAGCCGUCCAGGAGGAGGCAGCAGUGGACCCAGCCGUCCAGGAGGAGGCAGCAGUGGACCCAGCCGUCCAGGAGGAGGCAGCAGUGGACCCAGCCGUCCAGGAGGAGGCAGCAGUGGACCCAGCCGUCCAGGAGGAGGCAGCAGUGGACCCAGCCGUCCAGGAGCAGGCAGCAGUGGACCCAGCCGUCCAGGAGCAGGCUGCAGUGGACCCAGCCGUCCAGGAGGAGGCAGCAGUCGACCCAGCCGUCCAAGAGGAGGCAGCAGUGGACCCAGCCGUCCAGGAGGAGGCAGCAGUGGACCCAGCCGUCCAGGAGGAGGCAGCAGUGGACCCAGCCGUCCAGGAGGAGGCAGCAGUGGACCCAGCCGUCCAGGAGGAGGCAGCAGUGGACCCAGCCGUCCAGGAGGAGGCAGCAGUGGACCCAGCCGUCCAGGAGGAGGCAGCAGUGGACCCAGCCGUCCAGGAGGAGGCAGCAGUGGACCCAGCCGUCCAGGAGGAGGCAGCAGUGUGCCUGCAGGCAUCGUGGAGGGGCUACAGGCAGUGCAGGCAGUUCCUGCAGUGGCGGGACUCUGCCCUGAUAAUACAGAGGCGCUGGAGAAACUGCAGCCAGCACAGGGCUCUGGCGGCCAUUACGGUGCAGACAGCCUGGCGCGUCUACAGAGAGAGAGCCCACUACCAUAGGACACGUGGUGCAGUUAUGCUGCUACAGGCAGCAUGCAGGGGCUACAUGGCACGCCUGAGAUUCACAGAACUAAAAGAGCAGAGUCAGCAGGAAAAGCAGUUGCUCAAUGGACAAAGUAGCCCCACCACAGAAGAAGAGAAGGCAGAUAGGACCAUGGGCCUGGAUACGGACAUCUCGGAGGACCAUGUCGUAGAGAUCACCCACGACCAUGGCAUCCAAGAUGUCUCCACGGUCUGGCCUACUGAAGACUCUAAGGAGUCUAGGUGGAAGUGUUUGGUGGAAGAGGAUAGAGAGAGCGAGAGAAGACCGUGUAUAGAGGAGUCCAGCAGACAGAGUAUAGAGCCCAGCAGCCACAAGACACGGGCCAAGAGACAGAAUCGGCGUAUGAGGGAGCUGGAGCAGACCCAGUUCAGCCUGGAGCUACUCAAGGUGCGGACCCACAGAACGGGAGGGACUCUGCCAGAAGAGGAGACCCAUGUACCCCCGUGUCCGGACAGCAUUUCCUGUCCCCUGGACGACCACCAACACCACCGGCCCUCCUCCCCACACCUUGGCUCCCCUGAUAGCCACGGGAGCAUUGAGCUGCUCGACACCUCCAUAGACAUCAAGGUGGAGGCGGGAGGGCCUGGUAACCCCGGUUGCCAUGUUAACCAGUCAGCGCCGCUCCGGACUUCUUCCCAAGAGGGAUCGGUCAGACCAGGGUCUCCCAUUCACACCCCUACAGAGUCCCAGUCCCCGGAGCACCCGGAGGUGGUAAAACAGAAUGAUCUGAGCCCCAGGGCGGAGGAGCUACUGCCCCCUAUCAAGGAGGUGGUGACGGGUGCUACGCGAGCCACCUUCUACAUCCCCCCUGAGGACCAAAGCAGUGAGCCCAAGCCUAAGCAACAGAGCCCCAACAAGCGUGUGAAGGAGAGGAGAGAGUCCACCUCUCAACGGCCCGUGGUGGUUGUCAUCAGUAUGCAGAAGGAGACCCUGCUGGACGAAGGGGAACUGCGGGCGGCAAUAGCCCAGGAGAGUGCACUCCAGAUGGGUGUAACCGCCGCAACAUUCUCCCCUACACCCAUCGCUGGCCUGGAAGUAUCAGAGAAGGCCCAGCCGUCCAGGACUGUUACCAAACCUCCGAGAGACUUAGCUGGGGUCGACAUGUCUAGCUUGGCGCCCUCCUCCAACUCCAGCCAUGGCCUUUGUCCUUCCGAGGUAGAUAUCCAGAUAGUUCUGGAGCCCAAGGCCCCCGCUGGCGAAGUCCCUCCCAGCCAGCAGGGGAGGAAGGCGGGCAGGCCAGCGCAGGACAGCUGGGUCUCCACCAACAGUAUCCUGGAGAGCAGGGAAGCAGCCUUGGCAUCACAGAAGAAGACUCUGACCAAGACCGUCAUUGUCAAUAUGACUGAGAAGACCCCCACCAACAUCACGUUCUCCCCCCGACACAAGCUCCCCUUCUCCAAGUCUGAUAAGGACCUGGUGAACCAGGAGUGGUCGUUGGCCUCUGUCUCUAGAGCCACCGCUGGACAGACCGCCAGAGAGGUGUGCCGGCCCGACCCCAAAAAGAAAGCCCGUAUGUCUCGAACCCGCUCCGACUUCCUGACCCGCUGUAACUCUGAGGGGGCGGGUCAGUCGGACGAUGACGAGACAUUCUACACCCCCGUCCUGUCCUGUACGCUGCCCCUCCUCUCCCGAUCCUCCGAGGGGGUUGCCCAGCCUGUUUGUCACACUGUCUCCGAAAUGGCUACUCACAAGGAAGUGCAGAAGGACAUCCAUAAGACCAUGUCUUCAAGGGACCUGGGAAAGGUAGCAACGCUCAGGAAGACAUCCAGUCAGGAUGGAAGCAGAGUACGAGGGAAGAUACGGUUCUGGGGCAAGGCCAAGCACGCAGAGAAGAAGCUGUCUAGAGACAAGCAGCAGUCCACACAGAGAGACAGCACUGACAAGAUAGACGGAACAACGUCUCCCCCCAACAGUCCCAACCUGAUGGGGACCAGGGGACGGGAGACCAAGGAGAACAAGGAGCCCUCUCCCAAAGUGAGGCGGAGGCGCAGCGUCAAGAUCAGCAGCGUGGUCCUAGAGCCUGCCCAGUGGGGGAACGACGCGCUGCACAUCCUCACCAGCACCAACGACUACAGGAGCAUGAACGACUUCCUCAUGAAGAAGAUCAGUGAUCUGGACUCUGAGGACUGUCAGAAGGACACCUUGGUGGACGUGGUCUUCAAGAAAGCUCUGAAGGAGUUCCGCCUCAACAUCUUCAACUCCUACUCCACCGCCCUGGCUAUGGAUGACGGUAAGAGUAUCCGUUAUAAGGACCUGUAUGCCCUGUUUGAACACAUCCUGGAGAAGAGCAUGCGGUUGGAACAGAGGGACUGGAGUGAGUCGCCCGUCAAGGUCUGGGUCAACACCUUCAAGGUCUUCCUGGAUGAGUUCAUGACCGAGUACAAGCCCAUGGACGGCACCAUCAUCAAGGCCUCCAAACCAGAACGUAAGAAGAGGAGGAAAAAGGAACCUGACAUUGUUGAGGAGCACAACGGCCACAUCUUCAAGUCCACCCAGUACAGCAUCCCCACCUACUGCGAGUACUGCUCCUCUCUCAUCUGGAUGAUGGACCGGGCCUGCGUCUGCAAACUGUGUCGGUACGCCUGCCAUAGAAAGUGCUGCUCCAGGAUGACCACCAAAUGUAGCAAAAAGUACGACCUGGAGCUGUCGUCCAGGCAGUUUGGCGUGGAGGUGUCUCGUCUGACCAGCGAGGAGAGGACAGUGCCCCUGGUGGUGGAGAAGCUCAUCAACUACAUCGAGAUGCACGGCCUCUACACAGAGGGCAUCUACAGGAAGUCUGGCUCCACCAAUAAGAUCAAAGAGCUGCGGCAGGGGCUGGACACAGAUGUGAGCAGCAUGAACCUGGACGACUACAACAUCCACGUCAUCGCCGGCGUGCUCAAACAAUGGCUCCGUGACCUGCCCAACCCUCUGAUGACCUUUGAACUGUACGAGGAGUUCCUCCGGGCAAUGGGCCAGCCAGACAAGAAGGAGGUGAUCCGAGGGGUGUACUCUGUGAUCGACCUGCUCAGCAGAACCCACCUGAGUACCCUGGAGCGCCUCAUCUUCCACCUGGUCAGGAUCACCCUUCAGGAAGACACCAACCGUAUGUCGGCCAAUGCCCUAGCCAUCGUGUUCGCCCCCUGCAUCCUCCGCUGCCCCGACACCAUCGACCCCCUGCAGAGUGUCCAGGACAUCGGCAAGACCACCGCGUGUGUGGAGCUGAUCAUCGGAGAACAGAUGAAUAAGUACAGGGCCAGACUGAAGGACAUCAACAGUCUGGAAUUUGCUGAGAACAAGGCCAAGAGCAGACUGACACACAUCAGGAAGUCCAUGAAACCUGUACUAAUCGCUGUUAAGUUUAUUGGCAUAACCCGCACGACCACUCCGGGCAAAGGUCGUCUGCGGAGGGGUAGCAGCCACCACACGCCCUCCCCGCCCCUCAGCCCCAGAGUGCUCCCGGUGGUGGACGGGGAGAGUGGAGAGGAGGAGAGAGCAGAGCUGACAGAACAGCAGCAGGCCACCAUGCAGCAGGAAGAGAGGGUCCUCACGGAGCAGAUUGAGAGCCUGCAGAGAGAGAAGGAGGAGUUAACGUAUGAGAUGUUGAUCUUGGAGCCGCGGGCGUCUGAUGAUGAGACUCUGGAGUCGGAAGCCUCGAUAGGAACAGCAGACAGCUCUGAGAAACUCAACAUGGACCCUGAAGGAGCCGCCUCCAACCCCUCUGGCACCUAUCACUCCCGGAAGUCUGAAGCCAAGAGCCGCCGCUGCCUCCGGAGACAACCCAACUCGGUCGACUCCACCGCCUCCUCCUCGCUCUCCUCCUCCUCCAUUAUACCUCAAUCCCCCAACUACCGCUUCCGCUCCUCCUCCUCCGGCCCCCUACUCUCCUCCUGCUCCUUGGGCCUAGGAGCCCCCUUAGUAGAGUCCGAGAGGGACCCGAGUGGCACUGUGGGGGUGAAGAGUUGCCACCGGCUCAGGCUGAGUAGAAGCUCGCCGCUCGAGGCCCCUGAGGGCCACAGGAGGGAGUCAGACUUCAGCUCACUGCCCCAACAGCUGGUUCUGUAUGGCAGUAACGAGUUUAUGGUAUGAGGGAGAGUUGCGGUGGAGACAAGACAUCCGAACCGCCUUCCAUACCAAUAGUGUGUAUGGGGGGAAGGAGGGAGGGAGGGAAACAGGGCUCGAAUGGGUCAUGUGGGCAUCCAUCUCUCACUGCUGUCCUUCCCUAGCUCUGCCCAUCUCUAUCCUCCUUCUCUGUGCCAGGAGGAACGCCACCCUUCCCAUGAUGCAGUUGGGCGCCGUCCUCUCGGCGGGAGAAGUGAAAGGUGAUGGAGAAACAAAAAGAGAGAUGGAAUGAUGAAUGGAUGAAAGAAGUACUGAGAUGGAGGACUGGCAGGAGGCUGUAAAGAAAUAAAACAGUGACUAAACGCCAGAUAGCAAGUGAGUGAGGAAAGUAUGAGGGUGGCCGCCUUGACUCACCUGACCUUUGACCUCCAAGCCCCUUGACCCCUGCUGGAGCCUCGGGGGGCACUGGGGGGCUGGAGAUAAGAAAAGAGAGAAGCAAGUAGACAGCGCCUUCUUUUGAACGCAGGUCUAUGGUGGCUUGAGCCAGAGUCACUGACUGAGAGGACUAUCGGCCAUUUUGAUACGAGCCACUCGGCUACUCUCUGGCCAUUUUGAUACAAGCCACUCAGCUACUCUCUGGCCAUUUUGAUACAAGCCACUCAGCUACUCUCUGGCUAUUUUGAUACAAGCCACUCAGCUACUCUCUGGCUAUUUUGAUACAAGCCACUCAGCUACUCUCUGGCCAUUUUGAUACAAGCCAUUCAGCUACUUUCGCGUCCGUUUUCACGUUUACACAAUACAACCUGUCCAUGAGGCCGCAUGCUCCUUCAUUACACUUGUUUCCUAUGCCAAUUAAAGAGACUAUGGCGAUGAUGUGUUAUAAAUAUGUAUUAUGUGAUCUAAUUAUUAUGUUAUUAAAAAUAUAUAAAUGGAAGGAACUCCAGUGUUCAAUGUUUAUAAUAACCGUCUCUUAUCUGGAAUCUUUUGCAAAAGGAAGUGUAUGAGAUUCAGGUUAUGGUUUUGUUUGUUAUUUGUUUGUUUGUGUUUUGUUGAUUUUUAACACUGCAAAAUGUUUUAAAGCGGUUUCUGUUGCAUACCCUAAUGAACUCGACCCAAUGUUCAGUUAGUGCCACUUCUUCUCUUGUGAAAAAAUACAAUUCAACAGCAAGAGGCUGAUGUCAGUCCAUUCAGAACACGUAAGUUACAACCAUCACGCCACUGUUGCCGUUGUGGUUGAUACGGCGACUCUGGUUUUCAAUGUUUAUCAGAUAUAAUGUAUUGUAAUGCCUUUUCCAUCAUUGGUCUGUGUUCCCCCACAAUCCUACGUUGAUGUUACAUUGAUCCUACAUUUAUUCUGAAACAUUGGUGUUAAGAGUAACCAAAUCAAGGCUCGAUUUGUUUUUUUGGGGGGGUGUAAAACAAAUUGUGCAUUACUAUUGUUGUGUUAUAGUUACCGUUGACGCUAUUGUCAUCUUAGAAUAAAUCCUAUCUGUACCAAGAGGUGGUGUGUGUGCGUGUGCGUGUGUGUGUGUGUGUGUGUGUGUGUGUGUGUGUGUGUGUGUGUGUGUGUGUG
Molecule: messenger RNA, 10297 nt
Organism: Salmo salar (Atlantic salmon)
Lineage: Eukaryota; Metazoa; Chordata; Actinopteri; Salmoniformes; Salmonidae
Source: RefSeq, a predicted model, not a curated record